AGCCGUGAUCGUUCUCUUGUCAGCUCGUGAAAUAUCUUCAAGGAAUCCUUUUGCAUCGAUCAGACGGGGUCGAUAUUCAGGCUUCUCAGUUGUGAAGAGUGAGAAUAUUUCUUAGAUAAUCAGGUCACAAUGCCUGAAGUUGCAACGAAGACAAAUAAUGUCAGCUCUGGUGGAAGACAUAAACAGGGCGCUUUCAAAGACAAGGACAAACCGACUGAGAUCCGUAUGAGUAACAUAACUGCAGCGAAAGGUUUGUUACCAAGUCGUUGUCAGGAGUUUCCCGUCAGGAUUAAUCUCCCAGUGACUGUUGGUUAAAUUUUUUUUAUUCUGCAGCUGUUGCGGAUGCUAUAAGAACAAGUCUUGGACCAAAAGGAAUGGACAAGAUGGUGGGUAGAUUAUUAUAGUUCGCUGUUUGUAUAUUUUUUGUACGUUAAUAAUUUCUUACUUUAUUUCCUCAUCCUUUAAUUUUUUAUUUUAUCUUUUACAUUUUUAAGUGAUAAUCUGUGAAUUUUUCCCAAUAUUUAAACAAACUUCAUGUGUACUGUGUAAAUGGUCAAAAUGGUUGAAAGCUGUCAAGAUAAGAUAAGCCGUAUUUUUAUUUCUAGCUAGUAUUUUCAAGCUGCUAUUGAAACUUUGUUUUGUUGGAAUGUCUCUUUCUUAUAUAGAUUCAAAGUGGAAAUGGUGAUGUGACAAUCACAAAUGAUGGAGCUACAAUCUUGAAACAAAUGCAAGUGUUACACCCAGCGGCAAGAAUGGUGGGUGAUUUCCCAGAAAUGUAGAAUACCCAACCCUACCUACCUAAAGCAGUCAUGCAGGCCUACCAAUCCCCUAACAUUAACUUUAUCUUCGUAAUUUUUGCUUGUCUGUCUAAUCAUCAACACCAUCAUCAUCAUAAUCAGGGUUUGCAUUCACUCUUGACAGAGGAACUCCUCCCUGGAUCGAUCCCACAGGCGUCUGUGCUUGGUUAAUCUUGACCAUACUGGUACAAACUGUCUGGUGAGAUUGUCUCUCCAUCUUAUUUUUCUGGCUCUGAUGGUCCCACGGUUAUUAGAUAGCUGUGCAAUUUGACCUGCCCAUCUAUGCUUUGCUUUCCUGAUAGCAUUAAUGAUAUUGCUUACGCCAGUUUCUUGAUGGAUCCAGAUGUUUCGCUUACGAUCUCGAAGGGUAAUGCCUAGCACUAUGCGUUCCAUCUUAUGCUGUGCGACUGCAAGCUUAUCCAUCACAGCAUCAUAUCUGUCUAAUAACUUGUUAUAAAAACACGGAAGCUCUGAUGGGGUGGUUCCACGAGGCCUUGCUGUCAGACAAUGUUUCUGUCGCACCCUGAUAUGCAGAUGAUGUAGUGGUCUCAUUGCCAAGAGCAGAUGAUGACAUUAUCACUUCAGUGCUCUUAUUACACUGCUUCCAACAUGUAUACUUUUUCUCACAGGCUGGAUAUUUAUUUAUAGCAACUAAUUUUUCUGACCCAGGGUUUAUGCUGCUCUUAUAAGUCCUUGGAUGGGUCUGGGCCGGGUUGUUCAAAGCUGGGUUAAGAUAACCCAGGUUUAGUGCAAAAUUUGAAUUCAGGUACAAAAGCUUAAAAAUCAAACUCAGUUUGCCUGACUGUUUUUUGUAUAUAAUUGGUUAAUUAGAUGCUCUAAAAAGAAUGCAGAAAAUUAUCCCAGAAAUUGCGUUUUUGAGCUAAAGAAAAAGAAAUGCGGAUUAAAAUUAACCUGGGUUAGUGCUAAAUGGCCUUCGAACAGCGGGACACUGGAAUUUAAAUUAAUCUUAGAUCUGAGGGUUACUUGAAAUGUGCGUAAAAAGAAGAAUUUUGUACAUAAGUUAUAUUAUUUUUAACUUAAGUUGCUGUCUAUGUAGAGACCUUACCCUCUUCAUUUAGUAGCUAGCCAUACAUUAUGGCUUUUUAUUCAGAUGAGAGGGAGAAAGUAAUGGUUGCUCCAACAGCAUUUUGGUAUAUUUUAUUACCUAAAGUGUCACUUAAGGCAAUCCACAUUUAUUGAUGUCUGGGCAAAAUGUCCCAUUUGAAGACAAUCAAGCUUGACCUACAGUGUGAUCUGUUUUGUUAAAACAUAAACAGAGCCACAGAUAACCCAAUAUCACAGGGAAAUACUUGUGGUCUUAAACUCAAAGUAUAGUUUUUGUAAAAAUUUUAUUUAAAGUUUCAUGCUUCUGGAUUAAUAACCUGACUGUUGCUACACUGUGAGCUUGGGUAUCCUGUGACAUGAUGUAAGCUUCUAGUACGUUACAGUAUUUUCAAACUGUAUUUUAGUCAAUGCUCUUUGUUGUAUUCAGCUUGUAGAACUUUCUAAAGCCCAAGAUAUUGAAGCUGGAGAUGGUACCACUACUGUUGUUGUGAUUGCGGGAAGCUUGCUCAGUGCAUGUGCCAAGCUUCUUGAGAAAGGUAACAAGUUCUCUCUGUUUUCAUCCUCUAUUGACUGACUUGUAACCAAAUUCAUGACCAGGCACCAGUUGUUCAAAAGGUGGAUAGUGCUAUCCAGACGAUAAAUAUCAUUCACUGGAUAGUGAUUUACCCAGUGAAUAGUGUUAUCCAUUUUUAGAACCGGGACUAGAUGAUCAGAGGGCCAAGUGAAGCCGGCUGUCUUUUAGACAGAACUAGACCAUGGCUUUCCCCAUUCUUCAUAAUAGAGUGUAAUAGUCAUUUCACAACAACAGACCAUUUUCACAAAGACAGUAUUUAACUACAACUACCAGAAUUCACUUUAUUUUUUCCUAUCAUAUUAAAUCUGAAGUAAGGGUGACCUAAGCUGCUGUUAGAUUCCCUCUUCAUUUAGUAGCUAGCCCUAUAUUAUGGCUUUUUAUUCAGAUGAGAGGGAGAAAGAAAAAUGAUUGCUCCAACAACUUUCAUGUUGAAUCAUACUUGAAAGUCAAUAGAAGCAACCUACAAGAGGCCUGCAAAUUAUAUUUCUUUGUGCACAGUACAUGAUUUUCAUUAUGUCUGACCAGUUCGCCAUUUUGUCCUGCAAACCAGAAAUUAGUUGGCCAAAAAUUAUGUACAAGUUUUUAAGAUCUAAGCAAAUGUAAAACUUCAGAAUUAAACGUGUUUGGUACAGUUUGGUCUAUCCAGUCAGUAUUUCCAACUUAAGGUAGCAUUUUGUUUGACACACAGGGAGAAUAAUUAACAAUUAUUCCACAAGGGCGCGUUGGAUAUGAGAUGAUAGAUAGCCAACGAGGCGCAUAGCGCCGAGUUGGCUAUAAUCAUUUCAUAUCCAACAAGCCCGAGUGGAAUAAUUGUUUUAUUAAAAACGCCCACAAAAUCUCGUUGAAUCGCCCCGACUAGAACAAACCGGAAAAGACAAGGGACUUCCGCUAUUGACAUGUCACACGUCUAUCAAAACUGUCAAGGCGCGAACGGACUCGCCUAGACUGCAUGAAUGAAAAAUCAAAACAUUGUGCGAUGAACAUUAGUUUUUUAAAAACUCAUCGUGAUUCUAGGAUUUUACACAGCAGAACAGCUUAAAAAACCUGGCAGAUAAUGUGAAGGAAAGGAAUUUUUAAGUGACAGCCGUCGAAAUUACUAUGAAUUUGGAUUUUCGGUGCAGUUAUAAAAGUAAGAACAACGGAGAAAAACUACCGGUAUUACCUCGGUCGCUUGUUAUGAAGUUGUUUGAAGCCACAAGCUGGUUUUGCUGAACGAGAAAAGAAGCUAUACUGCCGCCUCAAUUGCUCUAGUGAAUGGCUGCAUAGCCUGUAUUUGUAGCUGGUUACUUGUGAUUUAUGUUCUUGAUGUCGGAUAAACAAGCUGCAGUUAUCUAUCGGUGAGUGACUUGAUCGGCGAAUGGCUUCGUGAUCAUGAAGAAACAACACUUGUCUUCUUUCGUAGCUGGUCAAGGUACUUUAGUUCCAUGCGUUUUUCGACAAACUUUGAGACAAGCUCUUGUGGCUUUUUUGUUUGUUUUUGUCUUUUUUCUUUCGUUGAAAUUGCAUUUCUAGUAUUCUAAGAAAUGAAUUAAAAUGAUUUGCUUCGGGCGCCGUUCUAUCCGUCGCGAAAAAAAAUCUCAGCUGGCUUCCAAUUUUAAACUGACGCGUACACCGACCAUAUAUGGAGAACAUGGUAUAUUAGCUCAUAUACCAUAAUGGCUAAGCCAAUCAAAAUGCUAGAAUUGCAUUAUCCAAUGAUUCAGUUUUUAAUUAUGAAUGUUACCCUCAGUUCUCAGUACAGUAUAAUAUUGAGAAUUAUAGAAGAACAUUGAAAUAUUGUACUCACCAAGAUGAUAUUGUUAUUGAUAAUAUUGUUACCAUUAUAUAUUUUGUGUAACUUGAGUCCUGGAUGGCAUUGUUGUAACAACAUUGUUUUGGCUUUAACUCAAAUGUUGCAGUUUAAAAUUUAACUGCUGGGCUCGGUUCCUCGAAAGAUGAUUAAGUUUAAACCAGGGUUACGCCAAAUAUUAAGCAAGCUUUUUUUGUCUAAGAACAUGUAACUCGAGCUUACAAAAUACCGUUGUUGCUUUACUGUGACAGCAUGCAAAGAAAGUAGUUUUUUUGAGGAAUUCAAAUUACAGAAGAAGUGUGAAAUCAAUCUGCUCAUCAAACCGUUUUUUGGGCUAGUUGAAAUGAUGUUUGGGCUAGUAAAUGUUAGCUUCAACUUGCCCGAAUGGCAAGCUGUAAAAAUGACUUUCUUUGCACCCUGUGUGAAGAAAAAAAGAAAUGAUAACACAAACUGUUACUCUAAGCAAUGCAUAGGAAGGUAAAUGCAAAAAGUGAAACAUUAUUUUUAUCCUGGAUUAGCACUAAUCAGCCUUUCAGGAACUGGGCUCAGGAUUGCAACAAGCUGUGUUGGGCACAGUUUGCAAGAGUAAUUUUUUAAUGUUGUUUACAGGAAUUCAUCCUACCACAAUAUCAGAGUCGUUUGAAAAGGCUGCAGCCAAAGCAGUAGAGAUACUUACAAACAUGGCCACUCCAGUUGCUCUCAGUGAUCGUGAAUCACUGCUAAAAAGUGCAAUGACCUCUCUCAGUUCCAAGGUCAGUGAAGUUGGAAAAAAAAAUUUGUCUUUGAGGUGAAAUGUCUGUCUUGAUGUGUUGUGGACAGUAGAGAUUUACAGCUACACUGGAUUGAGAAAGCUAUGUGCCAAUUCCAAAUUAAUGAUAAUAAUUUUAAAUAGCAAUGAUUAUUGUUAAUUAUCUAACUUAGUACUUCAACUUAAAAGUAACACAAACCACCAAGAACGAUUUUGUGUGGACACAAAGUUAAACUUUCCAUUUUUUUGAAGGAUGACCUUCAAAAAUGUUUUGUCAGUCAGUUUUUAAUGGUUUUGUGUUCUUUGUUCGUUAGGUUGUUUCACAGUAUUCUAAUCUAUUGGCCCCAAUAACUGUUGAUGCUGUUCUGAGAGUUAUUGAUCCUUCAACAGCAGACAAUGUUAAUCUUAAAGAUAUCAGAGUUGUUCAAAAAUUGGGGUAGGUCAAAGUUCAUACUAGGGAGCUUAAGCAAAUGCAUUUUUGAGCGAUGCACGUCAACUGGAAGUGAGCUCCAUUCUAUUCUAAUUUGCCAUAAUGCUUCCAAGUUUUUAUUGCUGUGUUUAUGGUCUCAUAAACUGCCCAAGAAUGGAUACUGUCCACUUCUGGUUAUCAUGCGUUGCUCAAAAACGUCUUCGCUUAAGCUCACUGUUGUGUACCAAGCUUUUUCUUGACACAGUGAUAUUAAUAGUUUUUGGGGUCUUUAACCCUAAGUUCAGUGUCUAAAAACAGAUUCUCCAGACUGAACACCAUACAUUUCCUUAAAGUAGAACCCCGAUAACUCAAACUCCCUGCUAACUCAAACUAAGUUCAUAUUCCCUUGGAUUUCACCCCACUUUCCAGUCUUUUUUACUUGGUUAACUUGAACUAGGAUAACUUGAAUUCCCACUAACUCGAACUAAAUUUCCUUUCCCUUGAUCAAAAUGUCAGUGAAAUUUACCCUUCUCAUGAGCUAUUCUUGUUGUAUAAGGGUAAAAACACUAAAACUAACACUGGUCAACACAAAAGCAAUUUGACUUACUUGGUGAAAUGAGCAGAUCACGUUUUAUGAUAAAAAAUGCAUAGUCAUGAUGUUACCAUUUCUGAUGAAAUAAGUUAAAUUUGCACUUACUGCGUUUAUUUUGCUCUAAAUAGUAAAAAGUAAAGAAAGUGAAAGAAUUCUUAAGCAGUACUGUCAUUGCAGAUAAGGAAGGAAGGUUUAAGUAAGCACACCCCCAUAUAUAUAUAUAUAUAUAUAUAUAUAUAUAUAUAUUUAGAGAACAAAUAAAUAAAUAAAUAAAUACAUAAAUAAAUCAAUAAGUACUAUAGUAACAAGUCAAAAAUCAAAUAACAGGCAGUGCACUGCAGUUUGGUGUAAAUGAGGUGACACUUGAAACUCAAGGUGACCUAUUAGAUUCAAGAAAGCAGAUAGCUAUACAGUCAACUGCCUCUAAGAUGGACACCUUUGGGACCGGCAGUAAGUGUCCGUCUUAUUGAGAGUCAAAUAAAGAAAGUUAAGAAAGGUAGGGACCAACUCUAGGUGUCCGUUUUAGGAAGGUGUCUGUCUUAUUGAGCUGUCCGUUAAGAGAGAGUCGACUGUACAGAUCACAUCACUUGUUGGUGCCUAUGGGAGUAGCAGAGCCACAACUAAGUGGACAUUGAUAUUAAUUUCUUUUGUUGUUUUUUUUUUUUCCAGGGGCACUGUUGAUGAUACAGAACUUGUGGAGGGCCUUGUAUUAGAGCAAAAAAUCAGUCAUUUGGCUGGAGGAAUAUCACAAGUGGAAAAAGCCAAAAUUGGAUUGAUACAGUUCUGUAUUUCACCUCCAAAGACAGAUGUAAGUCCUUGUUUUUGUAAAAAUCUAUUAACAUCUGUCCUACUCUUUAACUUGACCUCAGUCGUUCAAGAGGUGGAUAUCCCCAUCUACAAAAUAAAUCUCCAGCCAAUGUAUAUCAGAAUACGUUGGUUUCCCUGAUGCUCAUCGGCUGAAUAGUGAUUUAUCUAGUAGAUGUUGAUAUGCAGCUUUUGAAGUACUGAGGCCUGUAUGGUUUAACAUCCAUCUUGUUUAGUCUGCAGUGAAAGACAACUUAAUGCGCAAAGGGCACAAAGAGGAAAAGUGCCAGACUGUGAGCAACUGAUAGAAAUUUUGUGAAAUAGGCUUGGGAUUGGGAUAAGAAGCCAAGAGAAUUUGAUUGACAAAUUAUUAUAUAGGGCACAUUUCUUUUUACAGUGAAGGUAACAGCAGAAAGUGAAAACAAAGAGUUUGAAAAAAUGUGAAUUUGUUAUACUUUCUGCAGGUAAAACAAAGAAAACAAAGAAAAUGCUCAGCCACACUAGGCUGAAUACUGGUUUAACCUGAGAUCAGAUUUUACGUACAAUAUAUACACCUCUUGUUCAAAAACUGUUAGUUUUUGUUUGUGCCAAGUUUCUGUUGAGAAAAAUGUCUUGUUGUUUUGUGGAAGGUGUUAGAAAACAGCUUCAGUGUUUUAAGCUGAACCCUUUUCUUUGUUAAGAGUCUAGUAGUUGAGUUGAAUUAAAAAACCCUUAGGCUUGUAGUUAUGGUGAGAUGAUUUUUCAUUCCAACUUUUGAAUCUGUGGACAAAAUCCUAUGGUUUUACUUUUCAAGUGUUCCUAGGCAGAACUUUUGCAUAGGACAACCGUUAUUAAGGCGGAACCCACCAGGAAAUUGAGCAAUUUUAAUUUUCAGUGGACAAAGACCUUGUACCAGAAUAAUUGAAAAAAUAUUGCAUUCUUUUUUACAUUAAUAAAUUAGUCAUCUGUAAUAACACCAAAGAAAAUUUGUCAUGGGAGUCCGAGAAAAUGAAUGUCAAAUUUCACAAGAAUUGUGAAAACACAGGUAAAAUUCUGAAAUUUCAUGUGCAAGAUGUAAUUUUGUGAAAUUUGGCAUUUAUUUUCUUUGGCUCCCAUAAGAAAUUUUCUUUGGUGUUGUUUCAGAUUUAGCCCUUGAAAAAUUUUAAAAAGAAUGAAAUAUGCUUUAAAUUAUUCUGGUACAAGGUUUUUGUCCACCGAAAAUUAAAAUAAUUCAGUUUCCUAGAGGAUUCUGUCUUUAAAAAAAAAACAAUUUGAUUUUAAUGGGAAUGUUAGGUCACCAUUAGAAAUAGAAGAUAAAAAAAAGAAUAUAUGAAUUUCUGACUGGCAAAAUGAAGGCAUAAAAAUGUAAAGAAGAUUUUCACAGAGUUAAAGAUGCAACCUAUGUAGUUUCUAAACAAAAGCUUGAAAAAAAUUCAGGCUUCCGUGAUUCCACCCUGACCUCUGCGGAAUAGAACAGUUAAUGUGUGGUCAAUGUGCACAUAAAUGUCAUCUCAUCUGACGAGAUAUCUUAUCUGUUGUUUGUUUUGUUUUAGAUGGAAAACCAAGUAAUAGUUAGCGAUUACACCCAGAUGGACAGAGUUCUUAGAGAAGAACGCCAAUACAUUCUGGAAAUCUGCAAAAAAAUAAAAAAGGCUGGAUGCAAUGUGUUGCUCAUUCAGAAGUCUAUCUUAAGGUAAAGAUGGGCUCCUAAAAAGCUAACUAAAUUGAUGUUCUUGUCAUUUUAACAAAGCUUGCUUAUUUGAUUGUUUUGCAGAGAUGCUGUCAGUGAUUUAGCUCUCCAUUUCUUAAACAAAAUGAAGAUACUUGUUGUUAGAGACAUUGAAAGAGAUGAAAUAGAAUUCAUAUGCAAGGUAAAGUAAACGUUGUUGCCAUUUCUUUGGGUUUUGUCUUUUGUUCAUUCACUAAGACUUUGAGUUUUUCCCUCUUUGUUUGCUGUUCUGAGUCAGUUAGGACUCCAACAGCCGGCAAAUAGACUGGUACAUGGUCUAAAAUUACCAUUUUAUCAAGCAUAAUUGGCAUGAUUUGUUUUAUAUAUAACAAAGAACAAGUUGCUGAUGUAGUUGCAAAGGAAAAUAAUACCUGUUAAAUACUUAAUUCCUGUUUAGAGCUUAGGUUGUAAACCCAUCGCCAGCUUAGAUCACUUUACUCCAGAGAUGAUGGCAUCAGCAGAACUUGUUGAAGAAGUUAAUCUUGGAACCAGUAAAGUGGUGAAGGUGACAGGUAUAACCACGCCUGGUCGCACUGUCAGCAUCCUGGUGCGUGGAUCAAAUAAGCUCGUGUUAGAAGAAGCCGAGCGUUCUCUUCAUGAUGCUCUCUGUGUGGUCAGAUGCUUGGUCAAAAAGAGGUAGGCUCAUGCUGGCAAAACAUUAUUUUAUGAUGCAGUCGCGCCAUACGAGCGCUUUUUCGGUCUAAUAUAAAUCUGGUCAUAGUGUCAGUAUCUUGUCCUCAGUUUGGACUCCCUAUUGCUGUCAUUUUAAUUUGGCCGCGUUGGUAUACCUUGUCCAAUGCAUGGUUAGGUAGGCUAUUUAUGGAGAAAAGAAAUCCAUUUAGUAUACAUUAUUUAUUGAAAGUUGUCCCUUAAAAAGCACGUUAUUAAUUGGUACCCUGAUAUUGGUCAGUGGAAGUUGAGUGAAAGGAAAAAUGAAGUGAUCGGCUUCAACAAUUAACAAAGUCAGUCAAAAUUUGCAGAUAUAUUUUAAAACUUAUAUGAAAUAAGUUGUACGUUGCUGCACUUCAAGUGCAAUGUUUUCAUUUCCAUGUUAUGAUGCAGUGGUGAGUGACACCUUGAUAGUCGUAAAAGGUACUUAGAAUAUAGCAGAAUAGAAAUUAUUUUGCUCCUCUUCUCGCUUCAUUUUGUGAAAUCGUUCAGUUCAGAUGGUAAAUUGCUGGCUGCUUCAUGUCUGUUAACAUUUUGUCUUUCAUUUCAGUUUUCUUUUCUUUCCUUUUUCUGAUUGGUACUUGUCUUACAAGAAGAGAUAAACAUUUAACUGCAAGCGCUUAUAUGCUGAGCACUUGCUUAUGUUACAUUUUGUAUAUAUUUCAUGUCGGCAGGGCCCUCAUUGCUGGUGGUGGAGCACCAGAGAUUGAAGUGUCCAUUAGACUUGCUGAGCAUGCGCGCACUUUAACAGGAAUGGAGGCAUACUGUGUUCGCGCCUUUGCCGAGGCGUUGGAGAUCAUCCCGUACACGCUGGCUGAGAAUGCCGGACUCAACCCCAUAGCAACUGUCACUGACUUGCGUAACAGACAUGCGCAGGGAGAGACUACAGCUGGGAUAAACGUCAGAAAGGUGGGAAAAAGAUUGAACAACUUGCGCAAUUAAGAGUACCAUAGGCCUGGCGAGGCCAAACGUCGAAUAACUUUUCAUGAAACGAACCAAACUUUGUGAGUUAAGUUCACAGAAAGUUCGACGUCUGGGUCAGUCAAGUUCGUCUGAAUGAGUCUGGAUCGUUCAAAAAUUGUUUCGUAUAAAAGUUGGAGCUGCUCUCCUUUCCUAAUUAAUUUGACUUCGUAUUUUGGUUCAAGCAAAUUUUUUACAACAUUGCUAAAGUUUAGUCUAUUCUAUACAAUAUUUAGGGGUUUUGUUUAAAAAUUGACUGGUUAAACAUCUGUUCAUCCUGUGCAUUUUUUCAGGGCACCAUAACAAAUAUUCUGGAAGAGAACGUUCUGCAGCCGCUGUUAGUCUCCACCAGUGCCAUUCAGUUAGCGUCUGAAACCGUUCGCAGUAUUCUGAAAAUCGAUGAUAUUGUAAGUACAAGCUCUAUCAGGGUGCAAAGAAAGUGA
This is a messenger RNA of Porites lobata, 10558 nucleotides long. The record is from the annotation of a GenBank genome assembly. Lineage: Eukaryota; Metazoa; Cnidaria; Anthozoa; Scleractinia; Poritidae.